This is a messenger RNA of Brienomyrus brachyistius, 2307 nucleotides long. RefSeq lists its product as uncharacterized. The record is from RefSeq and is a predicted model, not a curated record. The coding region runs from base 648 to 1373 and encodes 241 amino acids. Lineage: Eukaryota; Metazoa; Chordata; Actinopteri; Osteoglossiformes; Mormyridae. The transcript is spliced from 2 exons.
UUCUUCAACAUAACAAAGUCCCACGGUAACAAAAGCGCUGAGGCCAGGAUCGUUAAUUGCAAUGUGGGGAAUGCAGACCAGCUGGGGUGGGGGAUCGUGCUCAGUCACGGUAAAAGGCAAACGGGUAAAUUGUGAAUACGCUCUUAAUCUAACUACAGCUUCUUGAAUUGUGGGAGGCGUGUGUAACAUAACGUUGUUCCACAUACCAAUAUCACUACGUAUCGGUAUCGCAAAACAAAGUUUUAAAUGUUAAGAUUCUGUCAUUCUGAAAAUCUGAGUAUUUAAGACAUUAUGUUACAUAGCGAUUUGUGGAGAUAAAUGCCCUCGGACAGUAGCGUUCAUUUCAUAUUAAGUCUCUUUAAGUCAUUGUUUUAUGUUAUGCAGGAUGAAUGUGCGAAUUUUAAUUAAUCAUCCUUUAAGGGUUAUAUGCUUACGGUGUUGUAUACUAUUCUCGGUGAACAAGUUAACUUAUAAAAGUCUGUUCCUCUAAUUAUAGAAUAAUAUAUAGAAUAAUUAUACAAGAGCUAUAAUUAUUAUGAUGUUAUUAUUUAAUUGUGUGGGCCGUGUUGCUUGAUUACAUUUGACUCUUCGGCACGUGGGACGCUGCCGGUUUGAAAGACGCAGCUUCACUUGUUUUCUGCACCAAGAUGACGAGAAACAAACGAAUUGCAAAAGCUGUCAGCUGGAGCAACGAUCGAUACUGGGCAACUUGGGACAAGUGGAUGGAAGUGAUUGACUGGGAAGAUGAGGAAGAGCUGUGCUCCCCAGCAGAAUCACCCUCUGACCAGGCUGACCGUUCCAUCGUGUCACACACCCGAAAGCCAAUUGCCAAGGCAGUUAGCUGGACGGAUGAUGUGUAUUGGGCAGCCUGGGACAAGUGGGAUGAGAUCAUCUGCUGGGGUGAAGAAGGAGAGUGCUCCCCAGCAACACCACCCAUCAACCAGCCUGGGAGGGAUAAGGGGUUAGACAUGCAUGGGUUAGAGGUUUUUCUGUUAAAUGAAAGGACGGUCUCCAUAAAGCCUGCAGAUGACCACCAAGACAGGCUGAAAAUAGGAGCCGUAGUGGUCGACCUCUGCCAGUUUGAGCUAGAUGGUGUAAAUGAUAAAUUUGAAAUUGUCGAAAUACAAAUUGGAGAGGUCAAAUUGGAGGAGACUGCAGAGAGGGGUUUUAAUUCAGAAUUUGAAUUGGAAAUUAUGGAUGUGGAGAUAGAGGUUGUAGACAGUGAAUUCCAGCUGAAUGCUCUUAAUUGGGAAAUUGCUGGAACUAAAGUGGACAAAUUAUUAGUGGAACACCUGAACAUAAAUAAUCUAGAAGCAGGCAGUGUGAAGGUGUCCACAUCAAAUGGGAAUGUGGUAUAUGUCAAUGGUAUGUGAGUGUGUUUGGUAAUGAUGGGUGUGAAUGGUGUGUGUAAGUGGUGUGUGUGUGUGUGUGUAUGAGAAUGGUGAUUGAAUGGUGUGUGUGAGGUAAUGGCGUGUGAGUGAAUGGUGUGUGUGAGUGACAGGUGUGUGAAUGGUGUGUGUGAGGUAAUGGCAUGUGAGUGUGAGUGGUAAUGGCGUGUGUGAGUGAAUGGUGUGUGUGAGUAUAUGGUGUAUGUGAAUGGUCUAUGUGUGUGUGAAUGGUGUGUGAGUGACUGGUGUGUGUCUGGUGUUUAUGAAUGGUGUGUGUGAGUGAAUGCUGUGUGAAUGGUGUUUAUGAAUGGUGUGUGUGUGAGUGAAUGCUGUGUGAGUGACUGGUGUGUGAAUGGUGUUUAUGAAUGGUGUGUGAAUGAAUGGUGAGUUUUUGUGUGUGUGUUUUGUGUGUGUGUGUGAAUGAUCUGUGUGUGUGAGCCUGCCCUGUGAUGGGUUGGUGUCCCAUCCUGGGUUGUUCCCUGCCUCGUGCCUGUAGCCUCUGGGAUCCAUCUGACCGCCUGUUCCAAAAGGCAAAUUGAUCCCCACAUCCCUGAACAGGAGAAGCGGUUUUAGAAAAUGGAUAAAUGUUCCCAGAGGUGUGAGGCAACAGUGCUAACCACUGUAUCAUGCAUAUGUAUAGGAUAUGUAGAAGAAUACCUGUUGCAGUUAUCUGAUGUGUGUGUUUUUCACUCUCCCUGCCGGCCCCUGGAGGUUUGGGCUUCCCCUUUGAGUCUGGUGCCUCCCAAGGUUUCUUCCUUCUAGGGAGUUUUUCCUUGCCACUGUCGCCUAUGGCUUACUCACUGGGGGCUUUGGGUGGGGGUGCUCUAAAGCGCUUUGAGACAAUGUAAUGUUGUGAUAUCGUGCUAUACUUUGUUGUGUAAUUUUAUAUUUACUCAUGCAAAUAAAUAAUUGUUUGAUA